AUGGAAAACCACAGCAUUGUCAAUGAGUUUGUCUUUACUGCUUUCCCCAAAAGUUUUGGUUUAGAAAUAUUAUUUUUUAUUUUGUUUCUAAUACUCUACAUUAUUAUAAUUUUGGGUAAUGUCAUUAUAAUAAUUUUAACAUUGUGGGAUACACAUCUUCAAUUACCAAUGUAUUUUUUCCUUGGUAACAUUUCGUUUCUUGAAAUGAGUAUUUCAACUGUAGUGAUACCCAACCUUUUGGUUAUAUUACUGUCAUAUAGAAAGACCAUAUCAUUUGUAGGUUGCUUUGUCCAAUGCUAUUUAUACUUUGCUUUAGGAACAACAGAUUUUAUAUUAUUAGCAGUAAUGUCCUUUGACCGUUAUGUAGCUAUCUGCAAUCCCUUACAAUAUGUAGUGAUUAUGAACUGGAACACAAGUUUCUAUUUGGCUCUUGCAUCUUGGAUGGGAGGAUUUCUCAUUGUACUAACUCCUGCUGUUAUCAAAGCAAUGUUGCCAUACUGUAAAUCAAAUGAAAUUAAUCAUUUUUUCUGUGACUCUUUUAAUAUGAUGAAACUUGUCUGUAUUGACACUACACUUCUUCAACUAUUUGAUUUCUUCAUGUAUUCUUUAGUGAUUGUGGGUUCUUUGAGUAUAACUAUUUGGAGUUACACAAUCAUAGCAAUAACAAUCUAUAGAAUACCAUCUGUUACUGGACGCCACAAAGCCUUCUCCACUUGUGUUUCUCACCUUUUUCUUGUAAGCCUCGGCUACGGUGGAACAAUUUUUAUAUAUGUUAUUCCAAAGGGAAUCUACUAUUUAAAAUUAAAUAAAUUCAUUAGUUUAAUAACAAUAUUUGUCACUCCUAUUCUAAGCCCAUUUAUUUUUAGUCUACGAAACCAAGCUGUACAAAAUGCAUUUAUGAAUAUAUACUUUAAGGUAAAAUAA
Messenger RNA from Pseudophryne corroboree (corroboree frog), 924 nucleotides. Its product is annotated as olfactory receptor 6M1-like. Gene Ontology annotation, molecular function: olfactory receptor activity; G protein-coupled receptor activity. Gene Ontology annotation, biological process: G protein-coupled receptor signaling pathway. Gene Ontology annotation, cellular component: membrane. The coding region runs from base 1 to 924 and encodes 307 amino acids. The record is from RefSeq and is a predicted model, not a curated record. NCBI's taxonomy places the organism in Eukaryota, Metazoa, Chordata, Amphibia, Anura, Myobatrachidae. The transcript has a single exon.